Messenger RNA from Nasonia vitripennis (jewel wasp), 968 nucleotides. Its product is annotated as acylphosphatase-1. Gene Ontology annotation, molecular function: acylphosphatase activity. The record is from RefSeq and is a predicted model, not a curated record. Bases 384 to 776 code for a protein of 130 amino acids. The transcript has 4 exons. NCBI's taxonomy places the organism in Eukaryota, Metazoa, Arthropoda, Insecta, Hymenoptera, Pteromalidae.
UUGGAUUGUAGAAGAGACGAAGAGACUGACAGGUGUAUACAAAGUCGCAAAAUAUUUAAGAGACGGUGUAAUAUAUAGUAUUUAGAGUAAAAAUUGAAACUUGAAACUAUACAGCAUUUCUGUCCAGUAGAAAUUUCUUCACAAAUUGUUUACUAUAUUAAGCGUUAUAUCAAUCAAAAUCAGUUUAAUUAUUAUAUUCCAACAGAGAUUAAAUACACAAAAUACCCGGCUAGUUCGAUCUCCAGCUCACAGCGACAUCUGAGUACCAGAUAUAGUUAUAGCGUAUAGAGGGAGAACACAUCCUACCAGUCUCCAUAGGUAUACCGAGUAUGCCGCUUGCUAUAUACUAUUCGUGACCUUGACUACCGCAAAACUGCCUCCACAUGUCUGUCAUAAUAGACUUCCUGAAGAAGUUCGAGGUGUACUCGACGCUGAUUGUAGCCUUUCUGAUCUACAUACAGUCGAUAUCGUCACCGCCACUGGAGAUGACCGUUGGAGUCGACUUCGAAGUCUACGGCAGAGUGCAAGGAGUGUUCUUCAGGAAGUACACGGAAGCAAGGGCGACUGAACUCGGCCUGAAAGGAUGGUGCAUGAAUACGAAGCAGGGAACCGUUCUCGGCUACAUAGAAGGAGAAAGGAAUAAAGUCGAAGAAAUGAAAACGUGGCUGCAACGCACUGGGAGUCCACAGUCGGCCAUCGACAAGGCUGAAUUCCGAAACGAGAAAAUACUGGACGGCACUACGCUGGAAAAGUUCAGUAUCAAGAAGUCAUCCUAGAUUCUAUAAGAAUUAUGUAUUUAUUAAAUUAUUUCGCUCGCGAACGUAGCCAGUUUAUACGUAGCCGAAAGAAGAAAAAUACCCCUCUUAUAGUUCUCGAUAACCUGGCUUGUAAAACCCGACUGAUUCAAGCGAAGCGCGAAUCCUGUGAUUUUUUUUAAACUUUAAUAGAUAAACAUUUCUCUCUCGAAA